Aspergillus luchuensis is the source of this 1239-nucleotide messenger RNA. RefSeq names its product dienelactone hydrolase. Bases 1 to 1239 code for a protein of 412 amino acids. NCBI's taxonomy places the organism in Eukaryota, Fungi, Ascomycota, Eurotiomycetes, Eurotiales, Aspergillaceae. The record is from RefSeq and is a predicted model, not a curated record. The transcript has 2 exons.
AUGGACCGUCUCCGCCAACACCUCCGUCGUCGCCGCAGCAGCUCCGCCGGCACUAACCCUACCACCAGCAAUGGUACACCACUACAAUCUCCCCCAUCAGCCAACGACAAACUCAGUCGUCGUCGCGAAGCAGAAGCCUCUCCCCCACGCAGACUAUACCUGACCUCCGAUACUCCCGACUUCGACGCGGGGAUCCUAUCGCGCUUCCGCGCUGAGGGCUUCGACGUCGAGUAUCUCCCCGUCCGGGGAUGUCAAAAUGCCGCAGAUGGUUGUGGAGAUGUAGAUAAAGAGCGCAAGGAAUUGGAGAAUCUGCUGCACGAGAGGGAAGAUGAUCUCGAGCCGGGCGAGAGAUAUGCUGUCGUUGCAUACAACAAACCCGCCCACCUCCUCCUCGAAUCCCACCACCAACCACUAACAGCCACAAACCCCUUCCCCAGACUCUGUGCCCUAGUGGCAUACUACCCCGAUGGACCUCUCACCUCCACCUCCUCCACCACCACCACCAACAACAGCAGUAACCUCACCAGUACAUCCCCAGAUACCUCUCGUGGAGCAACAGGAAGUACAUCCUCAACAACAACACCCACAACCUACCCCCCCUCCGUCCCUCUCCUCUGUAUCCAGAUCCACCUCGCCGGAACUUCCACCACCACCUCCUCAAUCGCAGACACCCUCCUCAACAGCACCAAAAACCACCCCCGGAAACGCCACCGCUGCCAUGUCUUCACCUACCCCGAGUCAUCUCCUAGAUUCGCCGAACCUUCUUCAUCGAAUUAUGACAAGCUCUCCGCACGCCUAGCAUGGUCUCGCGCCCUCGAGACCCUAAAGCGGGGGUUCGGAUGGCCCGCGACGAAAUGGCGAGUGCCGGAUGUGGAGAGCGUGUGGGAGGAGUAUUGGCGGUGUUUGUCUUCCACUUCCACUUCUGGGGAAGGGGGAGGAGGUGGUGGUGGAGGAGGUAGUAGUGAAAGAGACGAAGAAGACGAGCGCAGUCACCGCGCAGCAGAACUGGUAGGGUUAAUGGUAGGCAGUGGAAUGGGGGUGCAGAUGGAGAGUGUGCAUAGUAGUGGGAGUUCUUCCUCACAUUUAUAUACUACUACCCGUGGUGGUGCUGGGAAGGGAACAGAGACAGAGACGUGCACGAUUGAAGAGUCGCCUGUCGUGGUGUGUGUGCCUACUUGUGCUGGUGGUAUGUAUCCAUUUCUCCCUUCCCUUCCAUUCUCCAUCAUAAUAUGCCAGUGA